CUGGGACUGUUUUGGAAAUGUCAAAUGUCAAUUAAAAUAAUUUUGAGGUUAGAGAUUAUUUCGUUUGUUUAAAUAACAAUAUUUAAAUAUUUAGUCGUUUCUGAUCAAUAUAUUAUUCUUCUGUAUGUAAUAGAUGCCUGGGGCAAAUUAAAAAAAGAAAGGAAUAAUAAUUUUGGAUCAAGAUGAGGUAAACUUUAUCGUCUAACCCCAAAUUACAGAAUGGCGUUACUUGGUGCUCAGCUGGUUAUUACGUUAAUUAUGGUAUCAGUGAUACAAAAGCUUGGUAAUUACUCGUUUGCAAGGUGGCUACUUUGUUCCCGAAGGCUAUACCGGUAUUUGUAUCCAGAUAACAGUGAAUUAAAAACUUUGGCGGGUAUACCAAGGGAUAAGCCGAAAGGGAAGAAAAAUGCAAAGAUUGAGUCAAAUGGUAAACCAGAGACGUUUUACGUGCCUCGAAGACUUGAAAUACAGUUGGAGACGGCCCCCGUGACUCCGCUGGAUUUGGUUCAUUUGAGAUUUUAUGCAGAAUACUUGUGGAUUGUGGAUUUUUCAUUGUACACUGCUGUUGUUUAUAUUAUGUCUGAGAUUUAUACAUCAUUUUUUCCUUUGAAAGAUGAGUUCAAUUUGAGUAUGGUGUGGUGUUUGCUGGUUGUACUGUUCUCAUUUAAGAUUCUGCUAUCACUAACUAAAAUGUACUUCACAACUGAAGAGUCUAUCGGCGAGCGUUCCACCUGCAUCAUAGCAUUCUGCCUGUUCCUGCUGAUCGCUAUGAUGGUGCUCAUUGUGGACGAGUCCAACCUGGAGGUUGGCGUGGAUCCUGCCUAUGACAGCUUCUAUGAAAACGCAUCGAAGUUUCUAGAAAAUCAGGGGUUGACGUCUGUAGGUCCAGCAUCCAAGGUGUUCAUCAAGUUCUGUCUGGCCGUGUGGGCGGCUGUCAUCGGCACUCUGUUCACCUUCCCUGGUAUCCGUGUGGCUCGGAUGCAUUGGGACUCCUUAAGAUAUUGCGACAACAAAGUGAUAACUCUGUUGUUGAACAUCAACUUAGCCAUGCCGCUGGUGCUCACGUUGCUGUGGGUGCAGCCCAUCGCGCGCCACUACCUCGCCGUGAGGGUCUUCAGCGGGAUGACCGGACCCCUUAUGAGCAGUAAAGCGUUCGACACCCUGCGCCUGUCGCUGCUGGUGGCGUCGGUGGUGAUGCGGUUGGCGCUGAUGCCGCACCAGAUGCAGGCGUACCUCGACCUGUCGCAGCGCAGGAUGGACGCGCUGAGGAAGGAGGCGGGCAGGAUCACCAACCUCGACCUGCAGAAGAAGGUGGGCUCAGUGUUCUUCUACAUGUGUGUGGUGGCGCUCCAGUACGUGUGCCCCAUCCUCAUGUGUCUGUACCUGGCGCUCAUGUACAAGACGCUGGGCGGGUACUCCUGGACCUCCCUCGACAGCGAGGAGGUGGAGGAACGGGAGAGCCCCACUGUCACUGUGGAGGGGAUGGAACAGUUCCAGAUGGCGUGGGAGAAUUUGAAAAUGGUGUUCACAGCGGAGGUGCAUCGCGGCGUGUUCGGGUUCGCGACGUGGUGGUGUUGCUUCGCGUGGUUCGUGACCACCAGCCUCGGCACCGUGUACCAGACGUACUUCCGGGGGUGAUCACUCGCCUCAGACCAGUUACCAUAGGACCUGCUUCACUAUACUUCAGCCUUUCUCGACUUCUGUUUACCAACAAACAAAUUGGAAAUGAAGGUAGAAAAGGCGUGUAAUUUCAUAACUUAUGUGUUUUAAAUUUUUUUUUAAUUCUUUAUAAGUUAGCCUAUAAGGUACGUCUUUGCCGGUAGGGUGGUAACUAGCCACGGCCGAAGCCUCCCACCAGCCAGACCUGGACAAAUUAAGAAAAUCUCAAUCUGCCCAGCCGGGGAUCGAACCCAGGACCUCCGUUUUGUAAAUCCACCGCGCAUACCACUGCGCCACGGAGGCCGUCAAAAAAAUUAUGUAUUGUUUGUUUAUAAAAUGUUAUAUAAAACAUAUUAACCAUAUCUAAUUGUUCUAAGCUUAUUAAUCAAAUUUAUUUUCAUUUAUUGAAGAAAAAGUUAAUUAUAAUUACUAUUAGGUGUGAAAUGACAAGUGAUUUAUACCCUCAUUUUUAAUUUGUUUGUUGGUAAACAGUACUCAUCAAGAGACUGUAGUAUAGACAUGACCCCUCUGUCAACCCAAAAGUAUAUGAUCACGAUCUAAUGUGUUUUAUCGUCUAAAGAAUCGAUUGUUCAUUGUAAAAUUACACAUGUGUGUAAUACGAUUUAAAUUUAAAGUUGUGUGUUAUUGGUGUAAAUAUAGCGACUCUUAUUUAAAUUAUUAUUAAAUGUCGCAAUUUUACUUUGUUUGAUUACAAAAUUAGAAUCUCAAUGUAACAUAAAGUCGACGAAAAUUUAAUUUUUCUUUCUAAUAGAUAAUCAACAUUGCACAAAGAGAAAGAAAUUACUGUUUUUAAAUGUUUUCAUUAGCAAAUAAUUACUGUACCGUUCUAUCCUUCUUUGGAAUAAAUCGCCUGGUUUAUUCAAUAUCUAUAGAAAAAAUAUAGUCCUACAUUACAUUAAAUAAAAAUUAUUUUUAAAUCGUAAUGUUCAAUUGUUAUCCAAAGUUACUAAAAUAAAGUAACUCAAUUUACUGUUGUGUCUUUAAUUUAGUUAUUAUAUUUUGGUUUUAGAGAGUGAAUUGUUAGUAUUCAAUAAGAUAUACACUAUUAUUCUAAGCCCUUAACAUAACAAAACCUCAAGUAAGUAUUAUUAAUUAAUUCAAUCACGUUUUAUACGAAUAAUUUAUGGAAAAAUAAUAAAUAAUCCAUGAAAGAACGUUUAAAAGGGCUAGGUCAAUGAUAUUUUAUACUAGAGAUGGGGCACUAGCACAUCGAAACUGAGGCGGACAAAUGUGGAAAAUUUACUUAAUUUCAUUUAGUCGCAUAAUAAACAACGAACAUUAUUUAUAAAAAUAAUAACUAAAUAUCGGCUACAAUAUCCAGUUGUGUGUUCAGGAAGUGUAAAAACUAUAUAUAAAAAUAUACAGGGUGCUCGGGAGUAUUUCCCAUAACUUCAAGGUGUUGACGAGUCCACUUAUAGGAGCCGAACUGCAUAACUAAUAUUUUUUUGACUAAAAAUAAAAACUUUUUAUGUUUUCGUACUAAGUAAUUUAUAUAAUUCCGACUAUCCAUGUAACAUACGCAUUUAUCUAUCCUUGAAUUUUAUUUAUUAUAAUAAGGACGCGUCUAAGGGACACAUUUUAAGAUCUAUUUACAAAAGAAAUAUUAUUUACUCCGAAAAUAUUCAUCUUAGAACACAUGUUUCUUGAACAUUUUGAAUUAAUUUUCGUUAAAGAAUAUAACCCUAGAGUUAUGGAAAAUACUCCCGAGCAUCCUGUAUAAUAGAAAUAAAGACAAAAUUGUGCAUGUGUGCGUCCAGUGAUGUAGCUAAAUUCGGAUCACUUUUGCGGUGAUUUUGUAGUGACGUAACCUAUCUAUAGUAUAAAAUUAUCAUUGGGUUCGAUUGAUGGACGUUGUUAGAAUAUACCAAAUUAUUUAUAAUGAUUGUGUGUGUUACUGUUUGUUGAUUUUUUUGUAAGCUCAACACCUUAAUGUGUAAGGAUAUUUAUUUAAAGAUUUGACUGUUUUUAUUAAAAGUUUUGCAUUUA
Molecule: messenger RNA, 3666 nt
Organism: Bicyclus anynana (squinting bush brown)
Lineage: Eukaryota; Metazoa; Arthropoda; Insecta; Lepidoptera; Nymphalidae
Gene: emei
Product: transmembrane protein 161B
Exons: 9
Coding region: 220-1638 (472 amino acids)
Source: RefSeq, a predicted model, not a curated record